This is a messenger RNA of Harmonia axyridis, 2642 nucleotides long. RefSeq lists its product as uncharacterized. The transcript has 7 exons. The record is from RefSeq and is a predicted model, not a curated record. Lineage: Eukaryota; Metazoa; Arthropoda; Insecta; Coleoptera; Coccinellidae. Bases 470 to 1336 code for a protein of 288 amino acids.
GUUGGCAUUUGAAACCUGGCCGCAGUUGAACGCGAAACGGACGCAGAGUGCGCGCCAGGACCCGGAAGAGUCCUUAUCCAGUGCGAAACGCUGACGCGAGAUUUUACGCCGAAUUAAGUGAGGACAGUUGUGAGAGAUUUGAUUGGUUUUAGUGUGUUUUUGGGAUAUUGGUGGCUGAGAUUUGAGUGAAGUUCACUCAGGAAUUGCCAUAGUUGUGAAAGCAGCGGAAAAAUUGUAUUCCCACAACAAAGGAUUUGCUUUGAACAACUUAUCGCAACAGGGGUAAAAUCUACGUGAAUAGACGUUGGCAAAAUAAUACAACGAUGGUAUGUAGCUGGUGAAAAAGAUAAAUGUGAAAACGUCCCCCGACUGAAGCGGCAUAAUGAAUGCGAAUGGAAAUAAUAUAUCUUCGGAUAAUGAAUAUGGACUGCAAAGUUUUAGGAGUACAUAAGUUUCUCUGAAUUAGAACAUGGUUAUGAUGGUGUCUCCCUUUAGUCUUUUCAUCUUCUGCUCCGCGUUCUUCGGAUUCAUCAUUCACGGGGCCCUCACGGCGAAUGGUCUGAAGUGGGUUCGUGUGAACAUACCCCAGUUCAGAAUGCCAGGAGAAUCGGCGGUUCUUCACUGCGAUUACGAUUUGGGUGGAGAUGCUCUCUACGCCGUCAAGUGGUACAAGGAGCACGAAGAAUUUUACAGAUACGUCCCGAGAGCUAAUCCUCAAGCUACUUCGUAUAAAGUAGAGGGCGUUCAUGUAGAUCUUUCAAAGUCAGACAGCAUGAAAGUGACCCUUCACUCUGUUGGUUGGAAAACGAGCGGUCUCUUCAGAUGCGAGGUGUCAGCAGAAAAGCCCUCUUUUGCGUCAGCACAGAGCGAGGCGAGAAUGGAAGUUGUGUCACUUCCGCAGGAGGACCCAGUGAUAACAGGGGUGGAACCUCAGUAUCAAAUUGGGGACGAGAUAAAUCUGAACUGCACGUCAGGCAGGAGCUAUCCAGCGUCCAUACUGCAUUGGUACAUAAACGAACAACAGGUGGUAACACCGGCAUCGCUAGUUCGGUAUCCCCACACACACCACAAGCACGGACUCAUCUCAGUAACCCUUGGGCUGAGGUUUACUCUGAGCAAUCGUCAUUUUUUAGGAGGUUCUAUGAGAGUCAAGUGCAUUGCCUCGAUGUCACCAGAACUGUGGAGAGGCGACAGAGAAAGUGUAGUGCAAAGCAUGCCAGUGAAGGAUAUGAGGGAGGCACUUCUUCUGGUGAAGAGUUCGAGCAGUAAUGUUUUCGCUCCGUUCGCCAUACUCAUAGCUUUAUCUUGUGGAAUAGUUAUGUGGAGCCUAAAUUGACUGUGAAGAAGUGAACUAAAUCCAUGGAAAAUUGUGAUAAGUGCUGAUCCACUUGUAUUUAUGUGAUAAAUUUAAAAAUUACAGCAGUCAAAACUAUACAAAGUGCUGUGAAGUGAUCUUUGUGAAAACACUUUCCUGUCAUUUCUCUGAUGGAGUUCAGUUUAUUGUCGAGGACGUUGUAAAUAAUCCAUAAGUUUAUAUUUUUUUAAUUAAUGAGGUUAUUUCGUUCAAAAAAUUUUAUUUCUGUUACAAUCGAAAUUUGAAACUUUAGUUAGAUUAAUAGGACAUAUUGCAAUCACUUAAUUAAAACGGAGAAUACUCCAUGUGAAUACAGGAUUCAAUAAGGGAAUCAUUUCUACCAAAAUAACUGAGAUUCUAGAGUCAAUUGUUCUUCUGAUUACUUAGCAUUUGAAGCCAGAAGAUCUGAAUUAAAUUCUUGAAUUCAUAUGUACUAGAAUACUUCAUCAUCGAUUUUUUCGCUCCUAAAAAUUAAGUUUUAUUCCUUUUGUUCGGCUUUCAAAAAAAUCAUUUCACUUUUACUGAUUUUUCUUCUCUCAGCAACGCUUACAUCAAAUUUAUUCUUUUUGUACUUCAAUUUGAAUGUAACAAAGGAAAUCAAUUGUUUCUCCAUCAUUUUUCAUAAUAAGAUAUAAUUCCAAUUAAUUAAUUUUAUUUCAGAUUCCAAUGUAAUUUUUCAAACAUUAAAAUAUUGUAUAGUUUGAGCCUUUCUUCUCAUAGAGGAAGUUGAGAUAGAAUUUGAUUCACCUCUCCAUAUGUUGUAUGUGAUCCUGAUAAGUUUUCGACAAGCCUGUUAACUUAUCAUUGUGAAUAUUGAUAGAACGCACAAGAAAAAAAAGAUAAGGAGUGAAUAAUGGAAGGAAUUUUUAUAUGACGAAGUUGAAAGUUGAAUGGAACGUAUUUUUUGUACGAUGGGUUUGGAGAAUUUUGCAAUGCUUCCUUUUUGAAAAUUGUACACAAUGUUACUUCCAAGUUAAAAGUUGUCUUCAAAGCUUAUCAGGACACUUACCACCAUUGAUUUGUAUAGAAACUACCCACCUUGUGAUAAACUUGUAAAUUUCCUGCGAGAAACCCGUCAAUGUUAAUGGAUAAUUUGUACAGCCUUGCUUGUUGUGUGAAUCUGCUGAAUAUUUUCUCUGUUCAUAGAAAUAGUGAAUUAAUUUAAAUUAAUUUAGGAGAAUAUGUCAUAGCGAUGUGUCAGCUUGAGAAUAUAUUUUGGAAUUAUCAAUCAAAAUGUGCAUUCUACUCUGAUGGAUAUUGAAAGAUCAAACUUCAAAUAAAUGGUUUC